This is a messenger RNA of Clarias gariepinus (North African catfish), 2739 nucleotides long. RefSeq names its product E3 ubiquitin/ISG15 ligase TRIM25-like. Bases 19 to 1656 code for a protein of 545 amino acids. Lineage: Eukaryota; Metazoa; Chordata; Actinopteri; Siluriformes; Clariidae. Gene Ontology annotation, molecular function: zinc ion binding; protein binding. The transcript is spliced from 6 exons. The record is from RefSeq and is a predicted model, not a curated record.
CUAUGUAAAUACAAGAAAAUGGCAGAAGCCUGUAUCUCAGUAGAUCAGAAACAGUUUAGCUGUCCAGUGUGCCUGGACCUUCUAAAGGAUCCAGUGACUCUUCAUUGUGGCCACAAUUACUGUAAGGUGUGUAUUAAUCGCUUUUGGGAUGAGGAGGAUGUGAAUGGUGUCUUCAGCUGUCCUCAGUGUAGAGAGACUUUCACUCCAAGGCCUGUUCUACGCAGGAACAACAUGCUGGCUGAAAUGGUGGAGAACCAAAAUAAGACUGAACUCCAAGUUGCUUCUCCUGCUCACUGUUUAUCUGGACCUGGAGAUGUGGAGUGUGAUUCCUGCAUCGGAAGAAAACUCAAAGCCGUGAAGUCCUGUCUGGUGUGUCUGGCGUCCUAUUGUGAAGAUCAUCUUCAACCUCACUAUCAGUCUCCUGCCUUUAAGACCCACAAGUUAGUGGAAGCCUGUGAGCUCCAAGAGAAGAUCUGCUCUCAGCAUGACAAACCGAUCGAGAUCUACUGUCGUACUGACCAAAGCUUCAUCUGUUACUUGUGUAUGAUGGAUGAACAUAAAGGUCAUGAUACAGUUCCAAGUAGGGCAGAAAGAACUGAAAAACAGAAUGAGCUAAAGGAGGAGCAAAGGAAAUCCGAGCAGAGAAUCCAAGAGAAGCAGAAGGAGGUACAGGAGCUGAAACGGGCUGUAGAUACUAUUAAAAUGCGUUCACAGACAGCAGUAGAGGAAAGUGAGAUAAUCUUUACUGAGCUGAUCAGCCUUAUGGAGAAAAAGCGCUCGGAGGUGACGGAGCUGAUUAGAGAUCAGGAGAAAGCUGAACUGAGUCGAGCUGAACGACUCCUGAAGCAACUGGAGCAGGAGAUUGCUGAUCUUAAGAGGAGAGUCACUGAGCUGGAGCAGCUUUCACACACACACGAUCACAUCCACUUCCUCCAGAGUUUCCCGUCUCUCUGUGUUUCUCCUGGAUUUGAGAACUCACUGUACACUGUCAAUCUACAUCACACAUUUGAUGGAAUGAAAAAAUCUCUCUCAGAUAUGAAAAGACAAGUUGAGCAAAUCCAUCCACAAGCUGUAGAGUUAUUUCAGAUACUACCUUCACAGCUGGAAAGCAGACAGGAUUUUCUGCGAUAUUUUAGGUCUCUGACUCUGGAUCCCAACACAGCAAAUCCUGACCUCUUUCUGUCUGAGAAGAACAGAUCAGUGACACGCAGUGAGAGACGACAGCAAUACUCAGAUCAUCCAGAGAGAUUUGACUACUGGGAGCAGGUGUUGUGUAAAGAGAGUGUGUGUGGACACUGUUAUUGGGAGGUGGAGUGGAGCGGUGAUGUGUACAUAUCAGUCUCAUAUAAAGAGAUCAGCAGGAAAGGAAAGGGUAAUGACUGUAGGUUUGGAUUCAACAAUCAGUCCUGGAGUUUGGUGUGUUAUCCUGCCUCUGUCACUUUCUGGCACAAUAAUGUUAGCACACAUAUCAAAGGUCCAGCCUCCUCCAGAAUAGGAGUGUAUGUGGAUCACAGUGCAGGAACUCUGUCCUUCUACAGCAUCUCUGACACAAUGAAGCUCCUCCACACAGUCCACACCACAUUCACUCAGCCUCUGUACCCUGGGUUCAAGGUCUUUAGAAAUAAUUCAACUGUGAGCUUAUGUGACUUAAAUUAAAUAGUAGUAAAAGGCAGUGCCAGCCUGUCCAACAGGCAAUACAGGCGGUCGCCUAGGGCCCACCUUACAACAGGGGCCCCACACAUGUCGUUAAAAGUAUUUCCUUUUCAACACAAUAGAACGUGAUUACAUGAAUCAGAAUCAGACUAAAUACUGUACAUUAGAUUCGGUUACAGAGAGCCCAUGGCUUAACAGAGCAUAAUCUGUUUCUCAUCAUUGCUGCAGUCACAAUUUUAUUGUGAUACAGUUUGCUCAUACAGAUGGUUUGUGUGUUUAGGUGCGAUAUUUUAAAAUGACAAUUCUUUUUAAAAUUAAAUAUAGAAUUAAAACGUAAAUAGAGAAAGACAUGUGUUUAAGUCUGAGAUUCCUUUUUGGUAUUUAAUUCAAGCAACAACAACAAAAAAGACUUUCUAUACAUUCUUAAUUGAAGACUAUUCAAAUAUUCAAAUAUAUUAUCAAAUAUUCACUAGUAUUUACUAUUACAAAUGUUAACGGUUUAAAAAUUUUUUGGUUUGGCUUUGGCAAACACUGUUUGAUUUAAAAUAAUAAAAAUUUACUCCAACUGCUGCGUCUUCUUAUGCUACUGCUGGUGGAAACACAAAAGCUUUUUUUAAUUUUUUUAUCUAUUCAUUUUAAGGUCAAGGGUCUGAUUAACAUUCAUUGGUCUCUAAAUCUUUCAAUUCCUUCCCUCAUUACUCUUCAAAAAAUAAUACUCCAUUAUGACAGAAUGCACAAAUAAGUUUUUACAAGUUUAAUUUCUUUUAAAUAACUAGAUUAUCAAAAUUUUAAAAAGAAUUCAGGCACUUUUUAAUAACACCUAAAAAUGAGCCCAUGGCUAUUUUUACUGACCGACUUUUAACUGUUUCUCUAUCUUGUGAUAUCUCAAUUUAUAACUCCUCUGUGUUAAAUUACACUGAUGGGACAUUCUUUAGGAAAACCUUCACAUUUCUUUCUAUAAAAAGCCCCACAGUUAAUGUUACAUGUCAUUGCUGUCCCUAAGCAUUUACUUGCUAAUACUUGUAAACUAUGGAACUCCAAGGUGUUCAAAAUUAAAUAAAUAGGACAUGAUGAAAUAAAUAACUC